CAUCAUCGACAUCAUCACCACCACUCCUCCCACCAACUGCAUAAUAUCAACAACCACCACCACCGCAAAACAUCCCGCUCCAAUUCAUUUCCGCUCACCAAUGCGGCAACGCAGAAAACGCUGAAGGAAAUUCGCAGGAGGAUGUCGUCCUCCUCCGGCAAGUCGUCCGGCUCCUCCGCCAGCAACCUGAGCAGGAGACCGAUCGACCCCAUCACUCGGACUGCGCUGCGAUAUACCUUGUCGCCACGAGAGUAUGAGUUGCUGCACAAAUACUUGAUCGCCCGCGCGCCGCAACGAGUGCAAAAACGAACACCAAACCCCUCGCGAUACGAGAACUACACCAAAACAACCACCGAAAGCGAGGACUACAAUGUCGCGUCGGUACGCGCUGCAUUGCGCGUAUUCGUCGCGUUGUUCUCUGCACUGAAGAGCAUGGAUUUCGUGCUGGCGAAAAUUGCGCAGAGAAGAGGAGUUGUCACCACAACAAAACCUGCGCCAAAAUACAAAAACACGCGGAUCGCGCUGUCGUUCUCCACGAUGCUGUUCUUCCAUCGCAUUCUCCAUCGCUUCUUCAUCCGACUGCGAACAGAACUGCAGUUCGACAACGCAGAGCCCUUCCGGACUAGGAAUCCGAGGAUAUCACAAGCGCUUACAUCCAAAUACACCCCUGCCAUUGGAGCAUCGCUUGCUGGCUUUUGCUUGGGCGCGUCGCCUGCUGAGCAACUGCGCGUGACAAUUGCGAUCUAUGUCUUUUCCCGCAGUCUGGAAUUCGGAUACAAUCAUGCUUCGAGCAAUGGACUGAUCUGGGGCAAGGGCAAGGACCGUCCGUGGUGGUUCGGCAGCUGGCUGCUCAUGCCCUUCGCUUGCGGACAACUGCUGCAUGCGUUCGUGUUUGAUCGCGAUUGUUUUCCAGAAAGCAUGGGAGCUUUCAUCCUAAAGAGAAGUCCUGAGUACAUACAGCUCCGCCCCAAGGACUACCCGAUUGGGCGCAGCUGGCCUGGCACGUUCGACAUCGUCGACGGCUUAGCAGAGAUCAGCAAGCUGCGGUGGCCCGCCUUCGUCAGCCCGAUACUCUUCCCCAACAACCCACAAACACUUCCCGGUGGUGCAGCCGUGCAACGGCUCGCGCCCAUCUCAUCACCCGCACAUCCUGGCACGAAGCACACUUCGUGUGCCUUCCUCCAUCCCAAAGACCCGAGCUGCGCAAGGACAUAUCUGAAGUACUGGAUCGCAGCCUUUCCGCCGAUUCUCAAAUUUUUCACGAUGAUCUACGGCGCCUUUGCUCUGCUGGCUUACAAGGCCCUGCUCAAGAAUCCGAGCCCGGUCCUGAACCGUAUAUCCCAGCGUAUCAUCAAGAUGUCCCUCUUCAUCACUGGCGCCAUCGGUACGUCAUGGGGCAGCAUUUGCCUGUUCAAUAAUGUUCUUCCGCGCAACUUGCUUCCAACCCAACGCUGGUUCCUUGGAGGCUUCAUGGGCGGGCUCUGGGCGUAUGUGGCGCGGAACCAAGAACGGGACAACUUCAUGUACAGUUUCCGACUGAGUCUCGAUUCGUUCUACAAGGUCGGAAAGAAGCGAGGAUGGUGGCGAGGAGUGAAGAAUGGAGAUGUUUUGUUGUUCGUGGCCAGUCUGGCGGCUAUUAAUUACGUCUAUGAGGCGCAGCCUGGUGCUGUGCAGGGCGCGAUGAUUAGAAAGACUUUAGGUGUGUUCAGAGGUGAAGGGUGGGUCGAUCGCGCUGCUUCUUCGUCGAAGAAGGAUGGAAAGAGGAGGGCCAGAGAAGGAGAGGGAAUCGUGGAGGAACUGGAAAGAGUUGGCGAGGAGAAGAAGGAUAUCUAGGGCAAUAAUGAGGUUUGUGAGAAGUGAAAGUGAAUUUGCAUGGAGAAAUUGGAGGAUGAUGUUAUGAGAGACUGUGAUACCCAAUGUUGAUUUAUUGUACAGCAUAAUGUUGAUAGUGAAAUAGGAG
Cercospora beticola is the source of this 1960-nucleotide messenger RNA. RefSeq lists its product as uncharacterized. Lineage: Eukaryota; Fungi; Ascomycota; Dothideomycetes; Mycosphaerellales; Mycosphaerellaceae. The record is from RefSeq and is a predicted model, not a curated record.